AUGAUUUCGUACGACAGCUCGACUUUUGAUUCGACUCUUGAGUCGAGGCGCAUGAUCUCAGAUGAUGGCAAGGGCGUGGGGGAAGUGCUUGAUGAGAGGGUGUGCGACUCCCAUGACAACUGCACUCCACUGGCUGUGGUGGGAUUCAUUCGCUUUGCUCUGCAUCCCAGCACUCCCAGCGACACCGACUGCUACGGCGGGGAUUCUGGCCGGGCAGCUGAUUCUGGUUCAGCCGCAGCUGCAGGCGCUUCUGGUAACGAUGCACUCAAUAGCGAGGACAGUGCAGUCACAGGCUCAGAGGAGUGGGUAUCAGAGGAUUCAGUCACAGUAAGCGAUUCUGCCAGUGUAGGGGAUUUUGGUGCGGCGGCAGAUGCUGUCAGUGAUGGAGCACUCAAUAGCGAGGAUAAGGAGUGGGUCUCAGGAGAUUCAGGUGCAACAGCAGGUGCAGCAGACUCGAAAGACAGUGAAAGCCAACAGCCCACCGGCCGGCGAAAGCUGGGUGGCAAAGAGAAGAGGCAUGCAAUGUUGGGCCGUAAUCGGAAGCAUGACAGGGGAAGGGAGGGGAAGGAGAGAAGGGGUGAAGCGGCAGGGAGCGGAGUGUGGGAGGGUGGGGGGAGGGCGGGUGUGAGGGGCGAGGCAGCCCGGUGGAGGAAGGAGCACGCAGAGAGAAUGCUGUCACCGCUGCAACUGGCGUUUGCACGCGAGGAAAGAGAGGCACUGAAGGCAGCGCAGGGCAUGAGAUGGACGUACUCACUCUCCCAAGUGGACGGCCAAGGGGGCAAUCAGGACACCACAGCCGCGCCCUACCACCUCCCUCCAAACGUUGCCAUCGUCUCACUGCAGGAACUUGCACCCAAUGAGGUCACCAUCCGACUUGCACACCUCUACGAGGCCAAGGAGCACCCGCAGCUGUCCAACCUUGCCUCUAUUCAUCUCCCCUCGCUCUUUGCCUCACAAAAG
Molecule: messenger RNA, 960 nt
Organism: Closterium sp. Yama58-4
Lineage: Eukaryota; Viridiplantae; Streptophyta; Zygnematophyceae; Desmidiales; Closteriaceae
Source: the annotation of a GenBank genome assembly